Molecule: messenger RNA, 978 nt
Organism: Lynx canadensis (Canada lynx)
Lineage: Eukaryota; Metazoa; Chordata; Mammalia; Carnivora; Felidae
Product: cationic amino acid transporter 3-like
Exons: 1
Coding region: 17-940 (307 amino acids)
Biological process (GO): amino acid transport
Cellular component (GO): plasma membrane
Molecular function (GO): amino acid transmembrane transporter activity
Source: RefSeq, a predicted model, not a curated record
CCAGCGUUCUAUCCCCAUGGGCAUUGUGAUUUCACUGUUCAUCUGCUUUGUGGUAUAUUUUGGUGUCUUUUCUGCACUUACACUUAUGGUGCCUUACUACAAGCUUCAACCUGGGAGCACCUUGCCUGAGGCAUUUCUCCAUAUUGGCUGGGCCCCUGCCUACUAUGUUGUAGGUUUUGGAUUUUUCUGUAGUGUUUGUGGCAUUUUCAUGGGCUUUAUGACCCCCAUACAGUGGGUGAUAUGCAUGAUGGCAGAAGAUGGCCUCCUGUUUCCUGUCUUGACCAGGAUCUAUACCAGUAUAUACCCCCGAUUCAUGGCCACUGUGGUAUUUACGAUUAUUGCAGCAAUCACGAUAUUCUUCUUUGGAAUCACUGAUCUUGUGGACCUCAGGUCAAUUGGGACACUGGUAUCUUAUUUUCUGGUUGCUUUUUGUGUUCUCAUCAUCAGGUAUCAACCUGAUAGGAGGAAUGGGGGACAUGAAGCAGAGGUGCAGCAACAGAAUGUAUCUGCAGCAGAGAGGCUGACUCUACAGGGACUACUUUUUCCAGGCAGCCCCACCCCCACUCCACUCUCUGGCCGGGUUGUCUAUGUUUGCUCCUCACUGCUUAUUCUGCUGCUCACUCUUCUUUGCCUGGUGCUGGCCCACUGGCCAGUUCUGCUUUCUGGAAACCUAGCGUGGAUUUCAGUGGUUGUGCUCCUCCUGGUGCUCAUCACUGGGAUCACUGGGGUCAUCUGGAGACAGCCGCAGAGCUCCAGUCCCCUUCACUUUAAGGUCCCUGCUGUGCCUCUCCUCCCACUACUGAGCAUCUUCAUGAAUGUUUACCUUAUGAUGCAGAUGACAGCUGGCACCUGGGCCCGAUUUGGUGUCUGGACUCUGAUGGGGUUUGCUAUCUACUUUGCCUAUGGAGUUCAGCACAACCUUGUCACUAACCCCACUUAAGUUAGGGCCCAAACUGUAGAACUUGAACUCAGCAGUGC